GAUAGUACAAUAUGUGCUAUCUGCAGACUGCAGCCAUGGUAAUCAUUUGCUAAAAAGUGUUUAGUAUAUUAUUUACCUACUCGUAGACCAUAGUUGGUUGUGUACUUGUAUAAACUAUAGAAAUAUUGGAAACCGAUCAAAAGCAAUGUUCGCUUUGCCGAGAUCAAUAACGAAAAAUCAUUAUUUAUAGAUUUUUGACCAUCACAUCAAUCGAUGGACCGUCGACUUAAGAACGUUCUGUUCGCUGCGUCCGCAGGAGUCUGCGGUUCGUCGGCCGGCUUGUUCAGCAAAAUUGGGAUGAGCGUUAACGAGUUCUUCGGCUACGACGAUCAGACUCUGUACACCAAUUUAGCCAGAUUCAUCAUGCUGACAAUGGUCGUGCUGGCCAAUAUUGGUGGUUGGCUAAUGUAUACCAGAUCCCUGCGAUUCGGUUCCACGUUGGUAUCCACCGGCAUCAGCAUCGCUUCCAAUUACAUCUUUACCGCUUUAACUGGUGUAUUAUUGUUUGCUGAGAGCUGUUCAAUUCUUUGGGCAUGUGGUACAUUUUCUGUCAUGAUUGGAGUCAUACUGAUGUCGAUUUGAAUAUUUUACAAAUACAAAUGUAAACUGAUCUCGUGUAUAUAAUAUUUUAAUGGUUAAUAUUAUUUAAAUAAAUAAUUAUGCAUAGAAGAAAAAAA
Messenger RNA from Rhopalosiphum padi (bird cherry-oat aphid), 677 nucleotides. RefSeq lists its product as uncharacterized. The transcript has 3 exons. NCBI's taxonomy places the organism in Eukaryota, Metazoa, Arthropoda, Insecta, Hemiptera, Aphididae. The coding region runs from base 214 to 582 and encodes 122 amino acids. The record is from RefSeq and is a predicted model, not a curated record.